UAAGAUGCAAAAAAACAAGAAAAAAAUAUUCUGAACCAAUGGAUUGCAGACACAGUACAGGAGAUGACCAGAGACUGCUGACACAGUACAGGAGAUGACCAGAGACUGCGGACAGUACAGGAGAUGACCAGAGACUGGAGACAGUACAGGAAAUGACUGCUGACCUUUGGGGAGGGAGGGGGAGCAGGUACCUGAAUUUGACAGGUACCCGCUCCCACUUCCGCGGAGUUGUCCUCCCUUUAGUGACAGCCGGGUGCCCAGUGCGCAUGCGCGAGAAGCGCUGCGCUUUGUGAUUGGUCCGGCGUCUUCCGGG
Molecule: messenger RNA, 313 nt
Organism: Staurois parvus
Lineage: Eukaryota; Metazoa; Chordata; Amphibia; Anura; Ranidae
Source: the annotation of a GenBank genome assembly